UACUGGUCAAAGCUGUCCGGAUUGACUAGCAGGUCACCGACUUGGGCUUGGAAUUCUUGGUCCGACACGCAUUCGCCCACACGGAACGCACCGACGCACGCGCACUGGCGGACGGACCCACGGACGCAAUCGAUCCGUUUCUCUCGGCUCGUCUCUCACCUCCCUGGUCUUCGGCAUGGCCGCCUGAGGCUUGAUCCGCCACCGACAUUCGCACAGCUCCAUGGGCUGGUUGGAACAAUUGAUUUCCACCGUCUCGACGACCAACGCAGUCGCCCGCCUCGGCCGUCUUUCAUCCACCUCGGCGGCCCCAAUCGACCAAAUCGACGGGCGCGGAGAGGGUUGCUAAAUCGCCCGCCAUGGCAUCGCUACGGGCUGCCCUGGUAUGGGCAACCGUCGCCGCCGUCCUCUCGCCCGUGGCCUGGGCCCAAGCGGCCACGCCCACUGGGCCGUCGAUUCCUAUGGUUUAUUGUGCAACCGUAAACACGGCCGACAUGGUUGCCCUCGAAAGUAACUUCCAGAGCGACGGCCGCUGCUUCGGCAACUGCACCACCCUGAAAUACGCCCUCGCCAUCGUCCAAGACCACAACUGCUGGUGCUCCAACCUCAUCCCCAACAAGGCCGACCGGAAGGACCUCAGCGAUUGUGAAAACCCUUGUCCGGGUUAUCCUACAGACUACUGCGGCGGAGAUGGCCUCUUUGGCUACAUGAGCGUCUCGGGCUUCACUGCUACGGGGACUGCUCCCGCAGGCUAUUCCGCCACGCCAGACAGCUCCAGCAGCACGGCUCAGCCCACGGUUCCCGUGACGCUGUCAGGCUCCUCAUCCUCUUCUACUUCUUCUUUUACGGCCUCGUCCACUUCCAGCGACACCUCAACGGCGGCUGUUCAGACCGUUACGAUUGGCGGCACCGUCAAAACUGUCACAGCUACGCUCGAUCCUACCAGCACCAACGACGCUGCCGCUGUACAGAACUCACGGAGCGGCCUCCAGACCGGCGCCAUCGUCGGCAUUGUCAUUGGCGUUGUCGGCGGUUUGGCGGUCAUAACAGCGUGCCUCUGGCUGUGGUUUUCCAAACGGAGGCGGCAGAACGAAUAUGACGACCCAGGUCUCGGGUCCCCCGCGCGGACGGGCAGCUCCCCUGGCGCCAUGGGGACUCCUAAGCCGGUCGAAACCGGCGAGAACCGGUACGCGGCAGCGGGUGGGGGGUGGGACGCGUCCGCGAGACGACGCAGUCACCUCAUGCCGGUCGACCCCCGCCUCGAUCCCUUCGCGAAGGGCAUCUACACCGGCGACCGGAACCGGAGUCGCGAGAGCAUCGACUCUCUGCAGGAUAACCAGGACUACUCGAGACGAGUGCUCGAUCCGCCCAGGGUGUUGAGGGCCACGAACCCGGAUCCCGAUGACGACUGAAACCAGUCCACGGGAGCGUUCUAUCUUCAAACCGUGAAGCAAUGGAUCAGUGUUCCUCGCGACGAUACACCAUAACCUCUUUUCUACUCUCUCUCUCUCUCGGGCAUACAUGAUCCGCAUCACGCAAGACUUGUUUCGAUUCCGCAUUUGCAUUUCCAAAGAUACCACGGCGUUUAGGGAGCAAGGGGUGGACAUAGCAUUUGCAGGUCCUAUUUUCGGGGCGGAAUCGUGGUACUGGCUCGCCGAGCCAAGGGAUCAAAAAGAAGUGGGAAUCACUAUUUGGAUUAAGAGUCUUGUCCUUGCUGUCUUCGCCCGGUGUCGCACUGCCGUAAUGCCUCGGGUCUCAACGUCGUCCUGGCGAGCCACGGUUUACAACGGGCUGUGAAAUCAGCACGGACAACGGGCUGUGAUAUCUGUACGGGGGGC
This is a messenger RNA of Thermothielavioides terrestris NRRL 8126, 1835 nucleotides long. RefSeq lists its product as uncharacterized. NCBI's taxonomy places the organism in Eukaryota, Fungi, Ascomycota, Sordariomycetes, Sordariales, Chaetomiaceae. The record is from RefSeq and is a predicted model, not a curated record. The transcript is spliced from 4 exons. Bases 357 to 1409 code for a protein of 350 amino acids.